Messenger RNA from Sinocyclocheilus anshuiensis, 2367 nucleotides. RefSeq names its product putative polypeptide N-acetylgalactosaminyltransferase-like protein 3. NCBI's taxonomy places the organism in Eukaryota, Metazoa, Chordata, Actinopteri, Cypriniformes, Cyprinidae. Gene Ontology annotation, biological process: protein O-linked glycosylation. Gene Ontology annotation, molecular function: polypeptide N-acetylgalactosaminyltransferase activity. The transcript is spliced from 12 exons. Gene Ontology annotation, cellular component: Golgi apparatus. The record is from RefSeq and is a predicted model, not a curated record. The coding region runs from base 210 to 1826 and encodes 538 amino acids.
GGACAGCUGUGUUUGUCAGUGAAGACCUUUUAGAUUUGACUGACAGAUGUCUUAUGAUGAAUGACUGCAGUUUAGGUCCCUUUGCUGUGACUCUUUGAAGUAUGUAAAUAAAAUUCCCAUGUGGAGUUUAUUUAUAAGAACGUGAAUACGGCUGAAAGCGCACAGGAGGACUCGAUAUUCAAGUGCAGGAUGCAUUUUACCAAUCCAAAAUGAUGCGAUUCGCUGGAUUCCGAACACCAAAAUCUUUCAUGGCCUUUGUGAUGAGAAGAUGGAAAAUCUUAAUGGUGCUGAAUGUGUUUACGAUGGCCGGCUUCAUCACUUUUUGGGGCAAGUGCAAUUUACGCACAACCAAAGCUGUUGGUCAACAGGCGGUGGCUGCUGAUGUGAGAGGACAGACGCAUCUGAAUGGAUCUGCUCAGGAGACCAGCAUCACUCAUGAUGUGCUCUUAAAGAGACUGGGAUCACUGGAAGAUGUGGUGUACAGACAACUGAAUGGUUUGUCCAAGUCUCUUGGACUCAUUGAAGGUUUUGGAGGCCGAGGUAGAGGAGGUCUACCAGCAACACUUAUGCCAGAGGAAGAAAAGGAGGCCAAAUACCUGAGGGAGAAAUAUGGCUACAAUGCAUUUCUGAGUGACAAAAUCUCUCUGGAUAGAUCUAUUCCAGAUUAUCGACCCAGCAAAUGCAAAAAGGCUUUUUAUUCCCGUGACCUGCCACAGAUCUCCAUGAUUUUCAUCUUUCUGGUCACAUCCUACCAGGAUGGUUUAGCUGAAUUUCCAGCCUGGCAAAACUGGGCUGAACCAGUUCUGUCUAGAAUCAAAGAGAACCACAAGAGGAUCAUACUGCCCUCCAUAGAUAACAUUAAAGACGAGACGUUUGAGCUGGAACGCUAUGAGAACUCAGGCCAUGGUUAUAACUGGGAGCUCUGGUGUAUGUAUAUCAGCCCACCGAAACAGUGGUGGGAUGAAGGAGACACUUCUGCACCUAUCAGGACGCCUGCAAUGAUAGGCUGCUCUUUUGUGGUAAACCGGGAAUACUUUGGGGAGUUGGGCCUACUGGACGCAGGGAUGGACGUGUAUGGAGGCGAAAAUAUAGAGCUGGGAAUCAGGGUUUGGCUGUGUGGGGGAAGCAUGGAAGUUCUGCCUUGUUCCAGAGUGGCCCAUAUUGCAAGAACAAAAAAGCCCUACCACAGUAACAUCGCCUUUCACACUAGGCGCAAUGCACUUAGGGUGGCAGAAGUCUGGAUGGACCAAUACAAAUCAAAUGUCUAUUUGGCAUGGAACCUCCCAAUGAAGAACCAUGGCAUUGACUAUGGAGACAUAUCCCAGAGACUAGCGUUCAGGAAAAGACUCCAGUGCAAAAACUUUGAGUGGUACCUCGACAAUAUCUAUCCAGAGAUGAGGAUAUACAACAACACUCUCUUUUAUGGAGAGAUACGCAAUACCAAUGUGACCCAUCUGUGUGUGGACCAGGGCAUAAAGGAAAACCACACAGCAACUCUGCACCCCUGCCAUGGCUGGGGCCCUCAGCUGGGUCGCUACACGAAGGAGGGUUAUCUUUUCCUGGGUCCUCUGGGAAGCACUGGUGAAGAUACGCGGUGUGUGGUGGACGAUAAAAUCAGCAGCUACCCACAGCUCCUGAAUUGUGAGAAAGUCUCUAGCGUACGCCAGAAAACUUGGCACUUUGCACAGAAUGAAGCAAUCAUCAACCGAGCUACAGGACGCUGUCUUGAGGUAGUGCCGGCUAAUAUCUACUUCGGCUACGCUCUGAUCCUGCGUUCCUGCACUGGCCAGAAGUGGAACAUCAAGAAUUUGAUGAAACAGGACUGAGGGCAGUGAGUCAGCGACCUUAGAAAGUCGGGAAUCUCCACAGCCUUCAUGGAACUUUAGAAAAUGGAUCCAGUUUUGUGGAACUCAUGGGGUGCUGAUCAUGUUUGCGUGUUUUGGGUUUUUGGUCUUACUACAUUCCACAUUACAAAGAAUAAGACACUUGAAGACACUGCAUACAGUAGGUUCCUCAGAUUUCCACCUUCUGGAAAACCUCUAGACAUCCUUUCAAAAAUUACUGUUCUCUGAGGAACAUUGGAUUUCAUAAGUACCUGCAAGAACUGUAAAGAACAUCAAUGGUUCCUCCAUUAACCUUGCUGCAAUGAAAGAUUUUGAAGCACAUAAACUAUGUUGAAGUUACUUAGGUGUGCAGUAUUUUCAACCAUAGUUUCAACUAUGAGAGCAACCAAGUCUUGAGUGCAGAAACCAAAAUGACAAUUAAAUGUUGUAGAUGAUCAACUGCAAAUACUCUGUACAUCACUGUAUGCAUAAUUUAAAGGAUUAGUUCACUUCCAGAAUAAAAAAUUCCUGAUAAUUUACUCAC